AUGCCGGAAAAGCCGCUUACAAUAGCGACCUAUGCGGCGGGCGCCUCUCUCGCGGCCAUAACACUGGUCUAUGUGUUUGCGCCGACGUACUUCAUCGACAGCGACCCCAACCCAAUUCGCAAGCGCGGCGUCGUCGGCUUGACAAAUCCGGCCAAUGAUUGCUUCAUAAACUCGGUGCUGCAAGCCCUCGCCGGCCUGACCGAUCUCCGCGUCUACCUCAUCCGCGAGACCCAUCGACGAAGAAUGGACGAUCAAUCCGUCUACGAAGAGAUCGUGCCUCAUCCCAUCCGAAAAAACACGCCCGAUUGGAAGAUAAAGGGCUUGCAGGACGGUAUUGUCACCCAGGGGUUGAAGGAUAUGCUGGAUGCUCUCAACGAACGGCCCAUCUACAAGAAGACCAUAUCGGCAACAACAUUCGUCAAGGUGCUCGAGGUUGCGUUUAGGCAGCGCAUCAGCCGCCAACAGCAAGACGCUCAGGAGUUCCUCCAGGUCGUCGCAGAGAGGCUGUGCGACGAAUACCAUGCCGGCCAGAGAGCAAGACAAAACGCAAGGAGGAAGGGCAUCUUUAAGGCAACCCCCAGCAGCUUGGCCGAAAUAGAUAGUACUGCUGUGGAGCAAAGACUGGCCGGACUAGCUGUCGGUCAAGAUCAGAGCGAGGAAUCACAGGAUACAGUUGCCAGCAUCCCCCAGACCACAGCCCAGAUCCCAGCCGAAACGGAGUAUGGCUUCCCGCUGGAGGGCAAGUUCGAGAGCCAGAUCGAGUGUCAGACAUGUGGCUUCAAGCCGAGACCAACGGAGAACAAGUUCUGUACCUUGACAUUAAACGUUCCACAGGCGAGCUCGACGACACUCAACGCCUGCAUCGACGGCAUGUUCAAGACCGAGUACGUCGACGACUUCAAGUGUGAGAAGUGCCGUCUCCUCCACGCAAGACAAGUACUCGAGGCCGAGCUGGCCCGCUCUAACUCAGAAAGCUUCAAAGCCACAACUCAAGAAGCCAUUGCGAAGCUGCAGCACGUAAUUGACACAGACCCCGAGCGCAUUCCUGACGACGUCGUGCUACCAGACAUGCGGUACGCCCCGAAGCGCAGGAUCGCGAGACAUACUCGCCUGACCAGCUUCCCCAAGAUCAUGGCCAUCCACCUGUCUCGGUCCAUCUACGACUCCAGCCACAUGUCCACCAAGAACUCAGCCAAGGUGGCUUUCCCGGAACGUUUAGCCCUAGGCGGGUUGCUCCAGCAAAAGAAGUAUAAGUUGCUUGGCACCGUGACGCAUAAAGGCAGCCACCACAGCGGUCAUUACGAAUCGUUUCGUCGACAAAACAUCACGUGUCCUUUCUCGACGCACAACGCCUUCCAACAAUCAGGCGCCUUUGUUAAGUCGGCUCAGCCAAGUCCAAACGGAACGCCACAGAUAGCUACCCCCCCGGUUCAUCCCAUGCGCAAAGCGGACGAUGCGAGCCCUGCCGUGUCGACGCCCGACCUGUUCUCCAUUACUUCUGUGGCCAGCUCUUUGAACCAGUCCGCCGAAAAUCUGCCUACACAUCUCACAGACGGGUUCCAUCGCUCUUCGACUCUCAAUGGCCUUUCCUCUUCACGCGCCAUCCCCACGUCGGCCCCGCGAGAACGCGAACGUGACCCGGAUGCUAUUAGCCUGCGGUCUGUCGCCGCCUCGGCGAAGUCGACUAUCUCGAAAAUUUCUCAUUCGGCCAGACACAGUCGGCCGGGCAGUCCUGCCUCUAAGCAAACAAACGGGAUUACGAAUGGUAUUCCUGUAGCCCCGGUACUCAAACCAAUCAGCUCCAAGUCGAAAAGAAAAAAGUCCAGCGGCGAACGCUGGUGGCGAAUCAGCGACGAGAAAAUCAAGGAGGCCAAGACGAACGAGGUGCUCAACAUGCAGCGUGAGGUGUACCUGUUGUUCUAUGAGCUGGAGCGUGACCAGAGCCCGGCAUCUACGACGACGGAAUCCUAG
Messenger RNA from Pseudomassariella vexata, 1971 nucleotides. RefSeq lists its product as uncharacterized. The transcript is spliced from 2 exons. Gene Ontology annotation, cellular component: nucleus; cytosol. Gene Ontology annotation, molecular function: cysteine-type endopeptidase activity; cysteine-type deubiquitinase activity. Lineage: Eukaryota; Fungi; Ascomycota; Sordariomycetes; Amphisphaeriales; Pseudomassariaceae. Gene Ontology annotation, biological process: protein deubiquitination. The record is from RefSeq and is a predicted model, not a curated record. The coding region runs from base 1 to 1971 and encodes 656 amino acids.